AUGUCACUUACGGGAAAUGCUUCAGAAAACGCGGAUAACACGAAAAAUUAUUCAAUAACAGGUAUAAAAGAAAAUGGUAAUAAUACCAUGACAGCUAAUGCAUUUGUGAAUGGAUACAGAGAUACUCCAGACCCCACGAAAUUGGGUGCCCCUCAUUACUCUGUUGCUGGAGGAAGCCUAACUGUUGAAUCACGUGGUCAUUCAGCAGGUGUAGCAGCUCAGCAUAUACCAAACUUUGGUGAUAGAGUAACUGGUUCAGCAAAUGUAAACCUUAUUAAUUCCGAGAUACACAAAUUGGAUGCCCAUGCUUUUAGCACCCAAACGAUACCAAAGGCUCAUCCGAAUUUCGCCACCCAUGGCGGAGGAGUCGAUUAUACUUAUAUGAACAAACACGGUGCAAGUGCGUCUGUGACCCAUACCCCGAUGUUCAACAAGACAGAUCACAAUGUGGGAGCCCACUUUAACCUCCAUCAAACACCUACUUCUUCCCUAGAUUUCAAUGUUGGGGCAUCAAAGAGCAAAUCUCCCUUUUCAAACGGUAAUUGGGACAAACAGGGAUCGUUUAUAUUCAGAAAACAGUUUUAA
Messenger RNA from Pieris macdunnoughi, 585 nucleotides. NCBI's taxonomy places the organism in Eukaryota, Metazoa, Arthropoda, Insecta, Lepidoptera, Pieridae. The record is from the annotation of a GenBank genome assembly.